Amyelois transitella is the source of this 2272-nucleotide messenger RNA. RefSeq names its product ribosomal RNA processing protein 1 homolog (gene Nnp-1). Gene Ontology annotation, cellular component: preribosome, small subunit precursor; nucleus; preribosome, large subunit precursor. The transcript is spliced from 12 exons. The coding region runs from base 32 to 2233 and encodes 733 amino acids. Lineage: Eukaryota; Metazoa; Arthropoda; Insecta; Lepidoptera; Pyralidae. The record is from RefSeq and is a predicted model, not a curated record. Gene Ontology annotation, biological process: rRNA processing.
ACAUUCUCCAAAACAUUAAAAACAUUGUAACAUGCGGAAUAAAACUAAAAAUAUGGCUAAAAUAAAGCCUAGAAGUAAAUUGAACAGGCAAUCUCAGAAAAUCAAAAAGAAAGUGAUAGUGAAGCCCAAGAAGCAAGAAGUUCUAGUUGUCGCUCAAGAAAUAAAAUUUGCACGGCUGCUUUCGGGAAACGAAAAGAAAUCGCGCGACCGUGUACUCAAAACCUUGAAAAAAUGGCUUGUAAGCUGUUUCCAGAAAGGACACGAAUUUAAAGAAGAUGAUUUCAUCCGUGUAUGGAAGGGCCUGUUUUAUGCAGUCUGGAUGUCGGACAAACCAUUAAUUCAGGAGGAGCUUUGUGAGAACAUAGCGGCCAUUUUGGAUCAAUUUCCAGCCGAGCAGAUAAACUAUGCUGUUAUGAUGGUGAAGGCUGGUUUCAAGGUGCUGGCUACGGAGUGGUACGGGAUUGACCACCAUCGGAUGGAUAAGUUUCUUAUGCUGGUGAGGCGCUACCUGCGAGGCAGUCUGCGAUGCCUCCACAGAUGCGAUUGGGACUUAGAAGCAUGUAGAAAAUACAGCAACAUGCUUUCUGGACCAGAUGGUGUCCUAGCUCCUAAAACGCCGCACUACGCUAGAAAUGCAACAUCAAUGAUUAUGCAUUUAAUAGAUUGUUACCUAGAAGAGCUUGCUAAGGUGUCAUCAGGUUCGAUUCCCGACUCGUCCAUAGUGGAAUUGCUGCGUCCGUUCGCGACAUACAUGUGCGCAGGCGCCGCCCCGCCGCUGGUCACGGCGAGCCGCCGCUUGCUGACGGCGCUGCUGCGGCAGAGCGGGCCCGGCGCGCGCUACGAGCACGCGGCGGCCGCUUGGCGGAUGAUGGGGUGCCCUCGCGGAGGCCCGGAGGCUCUUGAGCUGGAAUUAGAAGACGAUGAUAAUGAUCAGACCAGUGAUGAUGAACAAGAUGAUGAAGAUGACGGAGAGAAGCCUCUGGACCCCCGCGCGGGCCGCGUGGACGUGGAGUUGCCAAAUUUGCCCGUGCCUGCGCGUGCGCUGGCCGCCCUACUGAAAGAUCUACUGGCCAACGCCUCCUCUAAGGCGCAUCGGAGGACGAAAAUCUGUUUGGAGAGAUUCGAAAAACUGGCAAAUGAAGAAUACCCGUUACCAGUGGAAGAAGUGUAUGGAGAAGAUGAGAAGCCCGCCACUUGGAGGCCGCAGAAGGCUGCCAAACAGCUGAAGAUUACAGAGACUCGACUGGUGGAGCAGGCUGACGAGCUGGCGCUGAGAGGGCUCAGUCGAAAACAUCGGAAACGUCUAUUAGCAAAAAGUCGCGCCGGCAUCAGCAUCAUUGAAGAUGUCGCUAAAUUGAAGGCUGGAGAUGAAACUAAGAAUUUGGGUGGCGACUGGACUGUCGAAUCUACGGAGAUAAAACAAAAUGGCGAUAUAUCAAAUAAGGAAAAUGUACAAAAACGUGCAAAGAAACGCAUACAAAAAGACACACAAAAGGACAGUACAAAAAAGCGGAAAAUGGACAGCAACGAUAACGCGAAAAAAAUCAAAGCCGAGAAGAAGAAGAACGAUAGAAAAAUAAAUUCGAUAGUCAACAAGAGGGAUAAUAAAUUGAAGAAGAUCAAGAAUAGUUUAGCACUCGCCGACAGCAUUAAGAAUUUUUUCGAUAACAGAGCUGGCGCUAAUGGAAAUUGCGACACGGAAGAAACAGCGGCCGUUAAAAAUAAAAAUGUCAACACAGUGAUAGUUAAAAAUGAACAGGAAAAUGUAAAAGUACACGAGAAACCUGUUAAAACAUUAGAAAAAGUCGAUGAAACAACAACAACAAGAAAAACUACCAAAAUGGUAGGAAAUAAGAACAAGUUGGUAGAAAAUAAGAACAAAAUGGUAGAAAAUAGGAAAAAGAUGGUGGAAAACGUUGUGAAAACGUUAGUUGAUAAGAGGAAAGUGAAUGUGGCGAAGAAUCCGACAGUUGUCGCGAAGAAAGUCAAGAAUUUUCAAAAACAGACAGCCAGCGAUAAGAAACAGGAUUUGCAGAAAAUCAUGGCGUUAGGUACGCCGAAGAGAGUGAAAUUCGUUCUUAAAAACAACAGCGCACAGUUACCCGCGGAGUACGCACGCGCAGUACGUUCCCGCCCCGCGGUCCCUUACGACGCGCGGAAACUUCCGACCAAGGGAAAUCUUAAACCUUCUGCGCCGUCAGCCAGAAAUCCCUUUACUAGGAAUAAGAAAUGAUGUUAAAAUGACUUGUUUAAAAUGAAUGAUGAAAUGUUA